AGUUUGUUCUGUUUUGUCAGGAGAGUGGGAUUUGAAUUCAAAUACAAGGCAUGUGAAUAUGAUAUCUGAUGUUAAAAUGUCCUUCAAUCUGUCCCCAACCUCAAAAUCACAAGUGCUGUUGGCUGGUAAUUUCCAUUAUCCCUAGUCUACAUGGUGGAUAAUCAAAAAGUGAUGGGAUAACAUCUGGGGACCCAAAUUGGAUAAAAACGAAAGAGUUCCAACCACCAUGUAAAAAAUGAUAGUAAGCCCUCCAUGGAUUCAGCAGCCCUUUGAAGGCAAUCACAAGGCUGGUGUGGCUCUCGAUGAAAAUGAGUUUGACAUCCCUGAUCUAAGCCAUGAACCACUGCAGUUGCUGACUUCCUUUAUUGGUGAGAGAAGAUGCCCAGGACAUUCAGGACAUAUGUAGUUUUAUUGGAAUGCAACAUUGUCAGCAGUUUCUAAUAUCAUAAUUGCGUUUUGAAGAGCAAAAGAUUUUUUAUUAACACCAUAAAAUUAAUGAAUUUGUAGUAACUAAAAGGCCUUGUUAGCCAGUUUCUUCCUUAGUGGGUUGUGUGUGUGUGUGUAUUGCCAUUUCGAUUGGUCAUACCACCUGCUCUGUGUGUUGUGCAUGGACUGAGUAAAGAAAGAUACUGGCAGUGAUGGAAAAUGUGCUUUUUUGGAAAGGUUAUCUACCCCCCUCCUCCCUCCAGCUUGUGAACAUCUACCAAAAUAUCUCUGGGUCAAGCUGAGCUAUGUGUUUACUCUGCAAAUUCUUCGUGGAGAUGCCACAAACUCCAGCAGUGAGAGUAGCACCCCAGGGAGGAGACAGAUAAUACCAAAUGGGUUCAUUUUCCUCAUUCCAGGGCGUAGGGCUCAUUGUGAUCAGUACUUCCCAGUCAGUGACUUUUCCAUUUGUUUUGGAAACUCUUCGGCUGGCAGCCAAAUCCUUUUUUAAAGCCUCUAUUUAAUAGAUGAUAUUGAAGGCAAUACGCAGCUCAACAGCAAGAGGGCCCAUGGUACAGUGGCUUGGACCACUCCAAGAUCCAGCUGAUGCAGAGAGCCUUCUCACCCCAAGUACAGAAUUUGGGAAGAUACUUUUAGGGAAAAUGUAUAUAAUGAUUUGCUGAAGUAUUGUUAAGUGAGAAGUAGUCAAAGAUGGGCCAGAGAGCUGCAUGGAACUGUGGGAUCUACUAUGGCCUCUUAUCUGCCAUGAAAGGGAUUAUAUGGCAAUGUGGAGCCACCAGUGGCGCAGCGGAUUAAAUCACUAAGAUGCUGAACUUGCUGUCUGAAAUGUUAGCAGUUUGAAUCUGGGGAGCGGGGUGAGCUCCAGCUGCUAGCCCUAGCUUCUGCCAACCUCGCAGUUCGAAAACAUGCAAAUAUGAGUAGAUAAAUAGGUACCACUCCAGUGGGAAGGUAACGACGCUCAUGCCGGCCACAUGAUCUUGGAGGCGUCUACAGACUCCGGCUCUUCAUCUUAGGAAUGGAGAUGAGCACCACACCCCAGAGCCGGACACGACUGGACUUGUGUCAGGGGAAACCUUUUACCUUUUCCUAUAUGGCAGUGUAGACUCAUAUUCAAAGCAGAUAAUGUAGAUUAGCUACUUUGAUAAUUUGGAUUAUAUGGCAGUGUAUGAGCCUAAGUGCUUUUAAUGGGACAGUCCAAAAGCCCACCAAAUCCCCAAAGUGGCCAUAAUAAUUCAAAGCCACCCAGAAAUGCUAUGGUUUAGUUCCCUUAACGUCUUCUUAGCUCCACAAACCGAACAAAAAAACCACCCCAAUAGGCCAAAAUGAUGCCAAACAGACCAAAAUGAUGUCUGGAUGUCUAAGUCUAUACUGUGUUUACACUGCCAUACAAUCCAGUUCAAAUAUGAUAAUCUGGAUUUUAUAUGGCAGUGUAGAAGGGGCCUAAGAAAAGGUGGAUCACCAGGAAAUGAUUUUAUUUGUUAGGCAUCACAUGGAAAUUUUUUUGCAGUGUAAAUCACCCCUUGUCCCAAAUUCCAUAUUGUGAUUACCUUGAUUAUGCCAGCCUGAAAGGCUCAAACUUCUAGAUGCAAAAUUUAAAAUACACAUUUUUCAGGCAGAGAUGGUAACUCAAAAUCAUGCAAGGCAAAGACAGUGGUGGGGGAAUGAUGCUGUUCCAAUUAUGUAGUGUUCAUGAUGAGAUUUUCAGCCUUUUUAAUGCAGAAAGAAUUCUCAAGUCUAUCAAACUGACAGUGAAAUUAGCAUGCUAGAUGUGUGCAAAUGACAUAAAAUUAGCACCCUGGGAAGCAGGUAAGUGACAUGCAUCUAGAAUGCAUGCGUGCAUCCCAGAAUUCACGAGGAACGCAAUGAGGUUAGAGAGAUAUAAUUCUUUGUAUUUUGAAUGACUUUUUACAGCUUGCAGCAGGAACAGAAAAUGAAGGGGGUCAGCUCUGGAUCUGUGUAGUUUCUUCCCCUUUGUGUCAUUUGAGGGUUUCAUUUAUUACAGGAAGUCAUAAAAUGGGCAUGUGAACAGCAUAUUAAUACCUUUUGCCCUUUGAGGUGUGUUUGUAUGGGGGGUGGGACCCCUCAGAGUUCUGUGAAUGGAACUAAUUUAGGAAAUGAGCUUCAGCUUUCUUUGGGGCUUUUGAGUUUCCUGUUCAUGCUGCUGUUUUUUUGAUGGUGGAAAGGCAAAGGAGAGGGCUGCCUCGGGACUUACAUGUGUGCACAGCAGGAGUGGGGGCCCAUUAACCAUCAGAGGAGGUUAUAUUUACUUAAACAGAGAAAAUAAGAGAGCUGCCUUCUAGGUAAGGGUUAGCCACCUCUGCCACUUAGAGGCUUCGUGAUUCAGUUUCUUAUAGAAUUGACAACGUCCCUGGGUCAUUUCCCAGUCUGGUGAGAGGCAUGACAGCAGAGGCAAAGCUGGCUCUGGAUUUGUUAGGAACCUAGUGGAUUGUGCUCUGGAUCCACAAUUAUCAGCUUUAAUUUUUGACAAGCUUCAAGUGCCUGAAUAUUUACAGAAACCCAGGAGCGAAGGGGAGAACAGGUGUGAUGUGUGUGCCGCCCACCUGAACCAGCUGAAGCAAGAAGCCAUCCAAGUCAUCCACAAGCUCGACCAAGUCAACUGCCAAGAGGUGGUAGAUCCCACACAAAGUGCUGUGGCAAUGGCCACCAUGUUGCCAAGGCUGACGUCCCAAAAUGUGGUCACUGUGUCUUCUCAGAGGGACUUGUCUCUCGUGGCUGGGCAGGUGGGGAGGCAGCCCGGCAAAGCUGCAAGCCUUUUCUCUGGGCCAGAGAAGAAGAAGGGUCUUGGCUGGCCUCAAGGUACCGGUGGAUUCCCCAACUCCAGUGUCCAAGUGACUGUGGCUCCCAGUGGCCUUAGUGGGGCCUUGAGUUCAGUAACCAUCCAGGCUCAGCAGUACCUUGAAGGAAUGUGGAGUAUCUCCAGAGUGAACAGCUUUCUUCCCCAGUCUUGUCUAGAAGCAACAACUGGAGAGUGUGGAAAGGAAGGCUCUAAUGUUCAAGUUACCUCAGGACAGAACAACUGUAACCCAACAGGGGCAGGAAACUCCCAGAGUUUGGUCACCCCUGCCGGCGUCUCUGCAGGUACUUCAGCAGCAGCAUCGUUCUUCAUAAGGGCUGCCCAGAAGCUUAAUCUGUCCUCGAAGAGAAAGAAGCAUCACACGUCUCUGCUGCACCCCCACGACUUCUCCAUCUAUGCCACGAAUUUUAGUGGCAUCCUGCAGCUGUGUCCUCCUCCAGCACCACCAUGCCUUUUGAGAGCUGUGUCAAAAGUCAAAGACAACCCAGGGAUUGGAAAGGUAAAAGUGAUGGUGAGAAUCUGUCCAUCAGAAGGAACACAUGACACGUCGGAAUCCAUGUCUUUUUUGAAGGUAGAUCCACGGAAAAAGCAGAUUACUCUUUACGACCCAUCUACGAACGGUCCUUCCAAUGCAGGUCACCGAAGAGGAGCUGUGGCGGUCCCAAAGAUGUUUGCCUUUGAUGCGGUAUUCCCCCAGGAUGCGUCUCAGGCUGAGGUGUGCUCUGGAACGGUAGCAGAAGUAAUCCAGUCUGUCGUGAAUGGUGCAGAUGGUUGCAUCUUUUGCUUUGGCCAUGUCAAGCUUGGCAAAUCGUAUACAAUGUUUGGAAAAGAUAGCUCCACGCAGAGCCUCGGGAUUGUUCCCUGCGCUAUCUCAUGGCUCUUCAAGCUCAUCAACGAACGCAAGGAGAAGACUGGGACUCGUUUCUCAAUUCGAGUGUCUGCUGUGGAGAUCAGUGGCAAAGAUGAAAAUCUGCAGGAUUUGCUAGCUGAAGUAGCCACUGGCAGCCUUCAAGACGGGCAGUCUCCAGGGGUUUAUCUCCGAGAGGAUCCGAUAUGCGGGACGCAGCUUCAAAAUCAAAGUGAAUUAAGGGCCCCAACUGCAGAGAAGGCUGCCUUCUUCCUUGAUGCAGCCUUGGCAGCCAGAAGUACUAGCAAACCGGGGUGUGAUGAAGAGGAUCGGAGGAAUUCCCACAUGUUCUUUACCCUCCAUGUAUAUCAGUACCGGAUGGAGAAGAGUGGCAAAGGAGGAAUGUCUGGUGGACGCAGCCGUUUACAUCUCAUUGACUUGGGAAGUUGUGAGAAGAUGCUAAGCAAGAUCCGAGAUGGAGCAGGUCCCCUUUGCCUUUCCCUGUCUGCCUUAGGCAGUGUCAUUCUGGCCUUAAUCAACGGUGCCAAGCAUGUCCCAUACAAGGACAACAAACUGACAAUGCUGCUGAGAGAAUCGCUUGGGAACAUCAACUGCAGAACAACCAUGCUAGCUCACAUAUCAGAUUCCCCAGCAAAUUAUGCAGAAAGUCUCACGACAAUUCAGCUCGCCUCUCGUAUUCACAGGAUGAGGAAGAAGAAAUCCAAGUAUGCAUCUAGCUCAUCUGGAGGAGAAAGCUCAUGUGAAGAAGGCCACAUCCGAAGACCUCAUUUGAGACCAUUUCAUCCAAGGACUGUGGCUCUAGAUCCUGAUAUUCCUAUCCUGAACCUUUCCAGUGAACCUGACUAUUCUUCAAGCAGUGAACAAUCCUGUGAUACUGUCAUCUAUGUGGGUCCAAAUGGUACAGCAUUGUCAGACCGGGAGCUGACAGAUAACGAAGGCCCGCCAGAGUUUGUGCCCAUAAUUCCUUCCUUGAACAAGAAGAAAUGCAAAGAGAAUGUGGGUCUUCUAAGAAGCUCUGACAAAGACCAUUUUAAGUGCAACACUUUUGCAGAGUUGCAGGAGAGGCUGGACUGUAUCGAUGGGAGUGAAGAACCUGUAAUGUUUCCUGGUGGAGAGAUCUCCCCUUCAUCUUCUAAUGGCACAGUCCCAUUAAGUGCAGAAAAUGGACUGUCUAAACCAAAACUAUCCCCUCCUCCUGGGGGAUCAAAAACAUCAGCAGUGCCAGAAACUGGGUCUCCAAAGAAGGGGCACAGCCUUUAUGUCCAGCGCAAUGGUGCUUGCCCUGAGAAGAAGAUCCCCCCCUUAAAAUCCGACCAUGUCAAACCACAAGCCAAGCCAGAAGGCAAGAGAACAGACUCAGACGAAGAGAAGGAGGUGGUUACUGAGUCCAGCCAGUUAUCAAAAUGUAAUGGUAUAAAGGGUCAAGAGUCCAAUCAAGUUGUUGAACCAGUUGUAAAAGAAAAAUCUUCAUAUGUGAAGAGACCUUUGCCCAGCCCUGCACCUCCACCCCCACAUCAACAGGAAUCUCCAUUGAAGAGCAACCCAACUCAACUGAAGUUUGACCACAGCAAUGCAGUCAGGACUCCCCCUGUAGGCAUGAGCAAGCAAGUUGCAAGUGAAUUGGAACCUAAUACUGAAGGAAACAGGUUUUCAGGGACCAGCAACACAGAGCAUCAAGGAGAUGGAAUUGAGGUGCAUAGGUUUAGAUCUUCUUUUCGAGGCAAAUGCUUUGACCGGGACAUACUGACAACAACAGUGACAUUGCAGCAGCCUGUGGAGCUUAAUGGGGAGGAUGAACUUGUCUUUACGGUGGUGGAGGAACUCUCUAUUAGUGGUAUCUUGGAUAACGGAAGGCCUUCCAGUAUCAUCAGCUUUAACAGUGAUUGUUCUCUACAGGCCCUUGCAUCUGGCUCCAGGCCAGUUAGCAUCAUCAGCAGUAUAAAUGAUGAGUUCGAUGCCUACACUUCCCAGGUUGCUGCCACUGGUGUCAACAUUGACAUUGUUGUACCCUUUGCUGAAGGACCAUUCUCUAGCAGCAGCAGACGAUCCUCCAUCAGCUCAUGGCUAAGUGAAGUCAGCAUCUGUACAAUUGAAAGUGAGGGAAGGCAGGGCAGUGAUGGGUUCCUGGCACAAUCCUCUUACAGCUGUAGCAAGUCUGUGGAACCCUUUAACUUGGGUUCCCCUAAUGUCCCUCUUCCAUUGAAAGCCACUCUAAAUGAUAGUGGCUUUUGCUUUUCUGAGCUGGACAGUGGGAGCAUAAAUUCAAGCAAAGCAUCAUCAGGGGCCAACAGCAACUCUCAAAACUCUGAUUUAACCAAAGCAUCUCAGACUCUUUGUAUCACUGAACAAUCAUCAAAAGUUAGGCCUUCUAACUCUCAAAACACAUCAGUGAUUGAAACAAUACAUUCCAGUCUUCCCCGAAGAACAAAGACUACCUCAUCUUCAACCCACAACAAUAGCACCCUCAGCAAUUACAAGGAACUGCAGAAGUCACAUGUGAUGUUUGAAGACCCCUGGUUGCUUCGUACAGAAGCAAAUGCUGCAGAUCCUUUGUCAUCUCCAAAUAUUCACACGCCCAGCACUGAGAAGCAGUCCGCAAAGUCCACCCAACAAUUUGGUGACUUGGUUAGACCAACAAAAUCCCAAACCAUGCUUGCAUGCUCACAGCGGGUGGUUGAUGGGUGCGAAAUGGCCAGCAAAUCUUCCAGUGGAACAGCUAAAAAAUCUGAACCUCUCACAAAAAUGCCACAACUCAGAAGAGGAGCUACUACACUUGGUGUAGUUCCUGUGUCCUAUAACAACAGUGUAACAGCUGACAGGGGAAGCUCUGAAGCUGGUUUUGCCACUAGCAGCCUCAAAAAGAAGGUACAGCAAAAAGCUAGCUUGUUACCAAGGCCCAAUGGGAUAGUGCCUCCAAUGCCCCCUGUACGUAAAUCAAGCCUUGAGCAGAAAAAUGGGGGCAUAACCAGUGGAAGUGGUAAAACUGUAGGACUGGAUCCUGCUAGGGCCUUUACAGCAAAAAAUGAGGAUGAGGUUGAUUUGCGAUUGAGAGCUGGGUCAUGUGCCAGCGAAAAUGUUAAUAGCAGAUGCAACCUCAAAGGAGACCAUUCUUUGCCCAAAGCAACCUCAAGUUUAAAGUCAAAGGCAUCAAAAAGUGAAGCCAUUCACCGCUAUGGGAGCCACAUGUCCCUUGAAAGAUGUGAUAGCUUGAUAUCUGUUGGAUCCAAAGUUAAUCCAAAUAAGGAAAAUGGUGGUGGAAGCAUUAACAAUGGCAGAAAUGGUCGGUUGGUCCCCAGGCUGGGAGUUCCCCAUGUUGCUUCUGGUCUGACUUCACCUCCAUCAUACACCACACCUUUACCCUGCAAAAACAGUCAAGCAAAAAGUGUGGCAAGUCAGAAGGGUGUAGCCAGUGGGAAUAAGAGCCGUGGCCUUUCAGCCAGUGGAUCAAAGUCUCUGAGCUCCUCUGUGAAAUCAUUAGCACAACCUGCUGGGAAGGCUUCGAAUGCUCAGUUGAGUGGGAAAACAGCUCCAAGGUCAAUGCAAGGUGUAACUGGAAAGCCUGGUCGCGGGACCAUUAUGGGAACCAAACAGGCCAUUAGGGCAGCCAACACUCGUGUUAAUGAAUUGGCAUCAGGGAGUUCAGCCAAGAUGAGUCACUUCCGAGGCUCAACAGACUCUGAUAGUGGCAACGACAGUGGAAUUAAUCUUAGUGAUGAGAAGUCACAAAUCCUGAUGCUUCCUUCUCCGUACAGCAAGAUAACUGCCCCAAGGAGGCCUCAACGCUAUAGCAGUGGACAUGGGAGUGAUAAUAGCAGUGUCCUAAGUGGGGAGCUACCUCCGGCAAUGGGUAGGACAGCUCUCUUCUACCAUAGUGGUGGAAGCAGUGGCUAUGAGAGUAUGAUUCGCGACAGUGAAGCUACUGGCAGUGCAUCCUCGGCUCAUGAUUCCAUGAGUGAGAGUGGCAUGUCCUCACCUGGUCGCAUGAGAAGCUUGAGAUCUCCCAAGAAAAGAUCAACAGGUUUCCAGCGGCGACGAUUGAUCCCGGCUCCUCUUCCUGAAUCCACAUCCCUGGGAAGAAAGCAGAAUGUCGCCGCUCAGUGGGUUGAUCUACCACCUUUGCCGGGCACUUUGAAAGAGCCGUUUGAAAUUAAAGUUUAUGAGAUUGAUGAUGUGGAACGACUACAGCGACACAGACAAGAGGAAAGUGAGCCUUUCCAGGAUGUUGAAAAGGGCCUGAUAUAUUUUAAUACAAAACUGAAAAUCCUGGAAAGGCGUCACCAGAGAAUUAAAGAAGUGAAAGCAAAGCACGAGCUCUUGAAAGAUGAAUUGGAAGAAACAAAGUGUAGGUUGAUGUUGGAUCCAAGCAAGUGGAAAGGAGAGUUUGAGGUUGACCCUGAUCUUGAUAAGGAGUCGCAAGAUUAUCUGGAGGCACUGGAACAAGUGACUGACGAACUGGAGCAGUGUGUGAAUCUGUGCAAGUCACAUGUCAUGAUUGUUACCUGCUUCGAUAUUGGAGUAAUCUGUGACGCCCAGGAUGGAGUACGUGAAGUGGAAGUGUGAAGGUGGUGGUUUGCAAAAGGACUCAAGGAGGUGGAGCCCAGCUGUCAAAAGAUGAGGGGAAGAAAUAUGUGUGUUGGAAAGCAGAGGUGGAAACAUGAAGACUUAAUGUGAUGAAGAAUGUUGUCAAAGUCUGAAGCUGUCGAGGAAUUAGAAUGUUCUAAACCUUUGUGGUGCCUCAGCAACCUAUGAAUUGUACAAAGUUCAACCUGAGAUUUCUAAUGGAUGAAAGCAGAAGAACAAAACAAACCCUAUCAACAACCAACUCUGUGUGAAAAGCAGAAGUGCCUUUACCCCUUAUUUGUGACUUGUUUCCUUGAUUUUGUAUUUGUUGCUAGAAUUGAAACCAGCAAACUUAAACAGACCAUAAAAUGUAUUCCUUUGAAAGAUUUUAUACUGUAUAGUGUAAUUUAUGACUAUAUGUAAAAAAAAAAUACAAAAAUGGAAAUUGUAGCAAAAGCAAUAAGUAAAUUAUGUUUUCAUACCUGAAUUUGCCUCCUUGUUUAACGGAAAAGCUGGUUUUAUGUAGCAGAACAGGAAAAAAUAAAAUAAAGAAAUUGUAUUAUAAUUGCUUUUUCAUGGUUUAGGAUUUGAAAUAUUUUUAUGAACAUUUAUCUAUUGGAAAUGUGUAUUAUGAAAUUUCAGAAUGCUUGGUUUGUAUUAAGUUUUUUAUAUGCUUCCUUUUUCAGACCAUGAUUUUCCAUGUUUUCUACAAAAUAUUAGGGCUGUAAUGUUUAAUUAAUUAAUCAGUAAGGUUGAUUGAUUGAAACAACUGUACAACUGCUUUAAAAGGUGCCUCUUGAUUUACUGAAUAGCAGACUUUUGAAAUGUUGUUUACACUUAUUUUUAAUACAAGUAUUUAACAGAACCGGAGGGUGGCAGACAUUGUCACUGAAGAAGCAUUCCAUGUUAUGUCUUUCUUAAUUUUACAGGAAUGCCUCUUUCAAGAUGGCGCUGACUGCAAUGUAUGCAUUCAUUAUUUUAAGAUGAAAAGAGUAUGCUUUUUUCCUCGAGGGCUAAUGUUUUUGUUUGUUUACAAAUCUAUGCUUUUAAAAAAAACAUUUAAUUAAUUGAUGAAUCACAUAAAACUUCUACCCUAAACUGAUCAAGAUUUCUUUAAUCAGGUGAGAGUCCCAUACUCCUGAAAGUCCUUAUUCUGAUUUGGAUUGGAUAACUUGGGGUGAUAAAGUAGCAAUGCUGUCUUCAUAAAUGGAGGCUGUGUCUUUGUAUUGCCACAAUAUAUGUUGCCACACUUCCAAAAUCUCACAGUAUAGUAGUGCUGGGCAAACAAGCUGCAAUUUAGCUUUAAAACAAGGUGCCGGUAAAAAUGCCCACAUUGUUUUGAAGCUGAAUCUUGUUUCCAGGAUCAUUGUGAAGUCUGAAUACAAGAUGUACACUACCUGCCAUCUUCUUUUGAAAUAUAAUAAUGAUUUUUUCCUUCAGUGUCAAAAUUCAGGAGCACAAGUUUGGGGGCAGUGGGGACCAUUUUUUUUAAAAAAAAAAUCACAGUAGGUCUAUAUGCUACUCAUGGGCCAUAUGUCAUCUACCAAUGCUCUGGGUCAGUGAUUCCCAGCCUUUGGUCCUCCAGGUGUUUUGGACUUCAGUUCCCACAAUUCCUAACAGCUGGUAAGCUAGCUGGGAUUUCUGGUAGUUGGAAGUCCAAAACAACUAGAGGAUCAAAGGGAACCACAGCUCUAGGUGGUUGAAAUGGAAACCCAUUUCAACUAGUAUGUAGGCUAAAGUAGAGUAACCAAGAGUGGAAGUGAGAACAUUGGUUGCAAGAAGCAACCUAUACACUAGGAGAGAACUCUAUGAUUUCUCAUAGAUUUCAUGUGGCUUUGGGCGAGGAUCCUUCCAGGCCUCUCAAAACCCUAACAUUUGUGAUUUUGAUUUGCUGAAUAGGUUUCAAGAGCCCUGAUUUAAUCUUUAUUUAUAAGUGGGGCAUCACUUCAUCCCAAAACAAUAAAAACAAACAGUAGUGAUUCCUGGUCCCCAGUGGAUACAUUCCUGUGGCCUGCUGGGGAGGAGCAAAAAUGGUUCUGCAACCCUCAGCCCAUGCCUACUCAGAGUAUAUGUUACAAUGCAUAAAGAUGCCCGAAUGAAACUGCUUUGAGAGGUAUAUCCAGAACAGAAGCAUUGACAGGGAAAAUGUUUGAGCAUUCUCUACCUGGUUCUUUUUCAUGGCAAUUCUUUCUCCAGUUGCUCCCUUUCAGAGGUGUUCAGAUGUAUGUUUAACAUAUUCAACACAUCUGGGAGUCUGUAGCAUAAUAGAAGAUGAAUUAAGGGAUAGAAAUAGUGGCAGGUGGGUGCAAAUCAUGAAGAACCUCUGAGGCUUCCUAUGCUGAAAAUUGCUUCAAGUACCCUUGUCUUGAAGAAACAAGUGUCAGGGCUUUUAUACACAUCUUUUGAUAACUGACAACUGACCUCAUUUUUCACAGAUAACUUUUUCUAGAAUUCCUUAACCCAGGAGCAUUAAGUAUCUCUCCACCUUAACACAAACUAUCCAGCUUCCUGUUAGUGCCAUAUCUAAUUCUACCUUCUGUAUGUACUUUUUUUAACUAAUGAGGAGUCUAAUACACUCUUUCCUCCUUCUGUAACAACCAAAGCCUCACUAGAUUCACCAAGUCUCUCCAAUAUUCCCCACUCCCCAGCUAUUCUGUUGUUCAUGAGGAACUGAAGUCAUCAGAGAAGCAUCUUGCAGUUUUUACCUAUCUAGAUGCAAGGCAAUAACAUCAGCUUCUGAGACCUUCAGAGGACCAUAGCAGAGUUUGGUAGAAUAUGUCCGCAGUUUCCUCAACUCUUCAACAGCCAUAGAAUGUCUUUGUGGAGGGGAAGAUUGAAGUGAUAUGGUGAAUCGUGAGAGGUUUUCAAUUAAAACUGACCCUCAGAUGAUGGCCACACCACAACAAGGCCUCAGUUGCCUGGGGGCAAAAACCUUGAGCUGAGCAUCAUCCACAGGACUUCACGUUGCUGGCCCCUGCCUUAAACUAACCCGAAGAAGUCCGUAAACAACACUGUUUUUUCUUUCUCUUCUGAAUGCAAGAACUAAGAAUAAAGGGUUGGAUCCAGACUUUUGAAGUCAUGAAUGGAAAAUGUGGACAGCUUUAGAUGCCAUUUUUUUCUGCCUCUGGGACUUUCUGUAGAUUAUAUGGACUAUCUAAAAUAAAAUUAUCAAUCCAAUUCUGAUUUUUAAAAAUUAGCAUUUAUGCUGUGACUUAUGGAAAAGGCAAAUUGCUGUUCUUGGAGGCUUCCAGGAGAGAAAUUUGAUUCUUUUUUUUGGCCAUAAAGUUAGCCUGGUGACCAUAAAACAGCAUUGGAUGGCUAGGUGUGUAUCUGGGUUCACACUUUAUCCACCCCUGAUUUUAAGUCAUACUUAGGAGUGUGCAUGCCUUAAAGUCCUCUGUUGAUUUAUGAUUCGCUUGUGAAAUCCAUGGGCCCACUCAAAUAAAUUGGAUUUAAGUUGGCUAUGAUGAAAAGAGUCUGGAUCCAACCAAACAUUCAUUACCAAAAUUACAAAGAAGUGGGAGAAAAAAUGUGCCCUUUUAAAGUUGUUUUUUCUAAAUAUUAAGUUAAGUCCAUAUUUUUGUAUCGUUUUGACAAGAAAUAUAACAUUUACAUUUUUAUGAACUUUGAAAGACAAAUCUAUCUUUUUACAGUUUUUCUAAGGAAGGCAAACUCUCAGGAUUGUUUCUAGACAUGCUGCAUGACUCUUGUGCUUUUUUGCCCUCUCCCUUCUUUUUUAAAGGAAACCACUUUUCAGGUGGAGACUAUUGAUACAUUGUUGCCAAACAAAAUGACUUUUGAAAACGUUUGAUAGUGUGUGUAAUCACAUUUCAUAAGGAACCAUAUUUUCUGAUCAUCUUGCUUUGUAUGGGGUUGUGUCCCCACCCUGAAAAAUCCUUUGUAUAAAAUGUAUACUAUAAUGGCUUGCUUCAGCUUUUCCAUGUGAAUAAAAAGAUACAUCUAUUGUUAA
Anolis carolinensis (green anole) is the source of this 12657-nucleotide messenger RNA. It is a transcript of the gene kif26a, whose product is annotated as kinesin family member 26A. The transcript is spliced from 15 exons. Lineage: Eukaryota; Metazoa; Chordata; Lepidosauria; Squamata; Anolidae. The coding region runs from base 3102 to 8687 and encodes 1861 amino acids. Gene Ontology annotation, biological process: microtubule-based movement. The record is from RefSeq and is a predicted model, not a curated record. Gene Ontology annotation, molecular function: ATP binding; microtubule motor activity; microtubule binding.